AUGCUGAACCAAGGCGAUCUGGUCGACAUCAAGGAGCCCGUCUCCCCACACCUAGAGGUCGCUGCCGUGACCCGUCGAGUGUACGAAACGCUCUCGCCAGCACCGCUUUUCCAUCACGUCUCUGGCGCGGAUCCUAAGAGCGGGCUGUUCAAGAUCCUUGGUGCCCCAGUUGGCUUGCGCAAGAGCAAAAAGGAGCGCUAUGGCAGAAUGGCGCUCCAGCUGGGGCUUCCAGUUACCAGUACCGCGCGGGAGAUCGUUGAGAAGCUGAUCGAGACCAGAAACGCGAAGCCACUGCCACCAGUGACGGUCUCCGCGUCAGAAGCAGCUUGCAAGCAGAACAUUCUGCGAGGAGACCAGGUCGAUUUGAGCAAGUGGCCUAUUCCCCCUCUGCAUGCCAACGAUGGGGGGAACUACCUUGCAACAUACGGCUUCCACAUCCUGCAGUCGCCAGAUAAGGCCUGGACGUCGUGGUCGAUCUCCCGCACCAUGCAAGUCGCCGGCGAACCUCGCUCCCUGACGGCUCCCGUCAUGCCUGGACAACACAUUGCGCAAGUUCACAAGAUGUGGGCAGACUCGGGAGCACAUGAUACCCCGUGGGCACUCGUCCUGGGAGGCCCUCCAGCUGCUGCGUUCGUGGGAGGCAUGCCGUUGCCUGCAGGAGUCUCAGAAGACGACUACAUUGGGGCUCUCUGCGGCAGCCCGAUGGAAGUCGUCAAGUGCGAGACCAACGAUCUCCUUGUGCCGGCACAUGCCGAGAUGGUCAUUGAGGGCCGCAUCAGUACCUCGAAGAAGGUGCCAGAGGGUCCCAUGGGUAAAUACCAUGGUUACAUGUUCCACGACCAGCCCGUGCCCGAGCCGUUGUUCCAGGUCGACUGCGUGACAUACCGCGACAACCCAGUGGUGCCCAUCUGUGUCGCUGGCCAGGCUGCGGAUGAGACGCACACUGUCUGGGGCUCAGCUAUUUCGGCGGAGCUGCUAGCAACGCUGCGAGAGGCCGGUUUUCCUGCCGACUUUGUGUGGAUGCCGUUCGAGGCGCAGAGCUGCUGGAUCGUCGUGAGCGUCGACAUCAAGAAACUCGCCCAGAUGAACAUCACAGCGGAGGAGCUAUGCCGCCGCGCGGGUGAUAUCAUCUUCAAGACGCAUGCCGGUUGGGAGGUGCCAAAGGUCUUCCUCGUUGGGGACGAUGUUGAUAUCACGGACGCGCACCAGCUCCUGUGGGCAGUCGCAACGCAGUACCGGCCCGGCGCCGAUGAGUACGUGUUUGGAGAUACAAUCGGUAUCCCUAUGCUACCCUACAUGACGAGGGCGAGCAAGCAGCAGGUUCCGGACCCUGGAAAAGGUGGAAGGAGCGUAGUGAAUCUCUUGCUGUCAUCUGAGUUUGAGGGAAAGAGAUCAUGGGUGCCGAACAACUUCGAGGGCUCGUACCCGGCUGACGUGAAGGACCAAGUGCUGAAGAAGUGGAAAGAGUAUGGAUUCCACGAGGAAUAA
Rasamsonia emersonii CBS 393.64 is the source of this 1488-nucleotide messenger RNA. RefSeq names its product Ferulic acid decarboxylase. The record is from RefSeq and is a predicted model, not a curated record. The coding region runs from base 1 to 1488 and encodes 495 amino acids. Gene Ontology annotation, cellular component: cytoplasm. NCBI's taxonomy places the organism in Eukaryota, Fungi, Ascomycota, Eurotiomycetes, Eurotiales, Trichocomaceae. Gene Ontology annotation, biological process: cinnamic acid catabolic process; ferulate metabolic process. Gene Ontology annotation, molecular function: carboxy-lyase activity. The transcript has 2 exons.